AUGCUGCAACGAGGACGUCAACCGAAAUCGGCGACGACCUCCUUGUCAGCAUCUUCAGCGCGUCUGGAUUCCCCAAGUGUUGAAGGUGUAAGCGAAACUCCAAAAAGAAGUUCGACAAAGGAGGGCAAAUCUCAAGGAAAAAAGUCUGAUACGCCUCGAGCACUCACAGAGAAAAAGAAAAACCAGAUAGGGUUGCAGCAAGAGGAGCUUGCUUCUUUAUUUGAAAGUGCUCGCAGAUUCGGAGUUGAUUUGUCUAAAUAUGAGCAAAAGACUCGGCUGUUGAGCACAAGCGACAUUGCAGAGCUGAAACUUCUAAUUAAGUCCUCGAGAACUCAGGAGAGAGAACUCGCUCGUGAAGCCAAAAGAAUGAAAAUGAAAGCGAAGCAUGAGUGGCAAAAGAAGAGGGAUGAUUUAGAUUGCGAUGAUCUCAAGGCUUUCCCGGUUUUCCCGGCAUUAGCCCUUCCGAGUUGGUUGAGCGAUGACGAAUUAUCCGAAUAUCUCGUGAUCUUACAGUUCUUCACUGCUUUCCAGGAACUUCUACCUAUCAAGGAAGUCAGAGGAACAAAUCGCGUGUGA
Molecule: messenger RNA, 576 nt
Organism: Ostertagia ostertagi
Lineage: Eukaryota; Metazoa; Nematoda; Chromadorea; Rhabditida; Trichostrongylidae
Source: the annotation of a GenBank genome assembly